Molecule: messenger RNA, 909 nt
Organism: Talpa occidentalis (Iberian mole)
Lineage: Eukaryota; Metazoa; Chordata; Mammalia; Eulipotyphla; Talpidae
Gene: CCN5
Product: cellular communication network factor 5
Exons: 5
Coding region: 130-876 (248 amino acids)
Biological process (GO): cell adhesion; signal transduction
Cellular component (GO): extracellular matrix; extracellular region
Molecular function (GO): heparin binding; integrin binding
Source: RefSeq, a predicted model, not a curated record
GCUCUUGGUGCUGGCACUGGGUCUGGCUCACACGCGCACACACACUCUCUGCACUGGCAGGCACCCUCUUGGUGGCCACCAUCAUCUGACUUUCAGACUCAAAGCUGGCUCCUUGAGGGACACGGUGACAUGAGGGGGACACCGCAGAUCCACCUCCUGGCCUUCUUCUGCCUCCUCUCAGAGGUAUGUGCCCAGCUGUGUCCAACGCCGUGUGUCUGCCCCUGGCUGCCCCCCCGAUGCCCACCGGGGGUGCCCCUGGUGCUGGAUGGCUGCAGCUGCUGCCGGGUAUGUGCGCGGAGGCUGGGGGAGCCCUGCGACCAUCUCCACAUCUGCGACCCCAGCCAGGGCCUGGUCUGCCAGCCCGGGGCAGGCCCUGGCGGCCGGGGCGCCGUGUGUCUCUGGGGAGAGGAUGAUGGAAGCUGUGAGCUGAAUGGCCGCCUGUACCGGGACGGGGAGACCUUUCAGCCCCACUGCAGGAUUCACUGCCGCUGCGAGGAUGGGGGGCUCACCUGUGUGCCCCUGUGCAGCGAGGACAUCCGGCUGCCCAGCUGGGACUGCCCGUACCCCAGGAGGGUUGAGGUCCCUGGCAAGUGCUGUCCUGAGUGGGUGUGCGAUCAGGGACAGGGGCUGGGGCUCCAGUCCCUCCCAGCCCAAGGACCCCAGUUUUCUGGCCUCAUCGCUCCCCCAGCCCCUGGUAUCCCCUGUCCAGAAUGGAGCACGGCCUGGGGCCCUUGCUCCACUACCUGUGGGCUGGGUGUGUCUAUGCGGGUGUCCAACCAGAACCGCCUCUGCCGCCUGGAGAGCCAGCGCCGUCUGUGCCUGGCUGGGCCCUGUCCCCCCACCAGGGGCCACGGCCUCCGGAAUGGUGCUUUUUAGAGCCUGGCUGGCUGAAGACUGGUGCCCACCCAC